Messenger RNA from Annulohypoxylon truncatum, 2425 nucleotides. RefSeq lists its product as uncharacterized. The record is from RefSeq and is a predicted model, not a curated record. The transcript is spliced from 2 exons. The coding region runs from base 575 to 1861 and encodes 428 amino acids. Lineage: Eukaryota; Fungi; Ascomycota; Sordariomycetes; Xylariales; Hypoxylaceae.
ACAACUUGCUUGUACGGCUGUUUUCAAUUUGCGUUGCUUAUGCGAAUAUGUCUAAUCCACCCAAGUGGGUAUGAUAUACUCACAUACCUAAGAGGUAUGUUGUUAACGUCUAGUAACAGCCUCAUGGAAAUAAGUGACGCCGGCAGAGCGCUACCGCUCUCCGCAUCUACCUAGGUAAGAGCCGAUACAUUUCCCCGCGCUGGGGGGAUUCGCGUCGGGAUCCACCAGGGGGGAAUCGUUCGAGCUGUUCGAUUUCCAUACGUACUACUUUCCAUACAACGGACAGUCUCGGUUUCAGGAGUCGCGAUCUUUGGGAAUGUCUUACCGCGUUCUCGGGUCAAAUUAAUUACGAUCGCUUUUAUAUGAGGCCGGUUCGAGAUAGAUGAACUGGUGGAUCUGGGGAGGAUUCACUAUAACCUGAAAAAUUCUUGGCUGAGUGAGAGCUAGGACUUGGCAUUUGUUAGCUAAGCUCAUCGGCUGUUGUACUUUGAAAUAUUUCUUAAGAUUUUUUAAGAUUUUUUUGGAAAAGGAUAGCUUGUAUAUACCUGUAUUGGCAACUGAAUUAUCGCCGAGAAUGACGUCGACGGAGAAGCAAGACGCCCAGCACGGCGAGUUCCGGAAAUUCCUCCCGGACCUGGACACGCCGCGGUUCCAUGCUAUCGCGAAGAACGAUGCGUACGGCCAUGCUAAGGAGUUGCUGGAGCAUCACAGGCCGCCGUGGCUGUAUGGGUUAUACGUACACUGGCGGAAGUUGUUCGAGGAGCCGUUCAAGGGCGUGACGAAUGAUGGCACCGUCCGCCCCUCCCUCUUCCCAAUCCGCGACGAAGGCAUCCCCAUCGCCUCCAUCGUCGCCGCCGCCCACGCCAUAACCUCGCAGCUCAGCCCCGCGCAAGCCGCAAAGACAACGCUGCACAUCGACUCGCCCGAGUGGCGCACGUGGUCGAACCCGGAGUUCCUGCUGAGCGACAAGGGCAUCCGCCUCGAGUCCCUCACCCCUCCGCUGCGGACCUCCGUCCUCGCGCUCCUCGAAGCGACGCUGAGUCCCGAGGGGUACGCCAAGGCGCUCGCCGCGAUGCGGAUUAACCAUUUUCUAGGCGAGUUGGUGAACGCGCCGAGGGUGAUGAAUGAGCAUAGUUAUAACUUCGUGCUGUUCGGGACGCCGGCGGUAGAUAAGCCGUGGGGGUUUAGUUUUUACGGACAUCAUCUUUGUUUGAGUGUUUUCUUAUAUAAGACGCAGAUUGUGGUGAGCCCGUGGUUUACGGGCGCGGAGCCGAAUUGCAUUGAUGAGGGCCCGUGGAAGGGGACGAGGAUUCUGCAUGAGGAGGAGAGGUUGGGGUUGUUGCUUAUGCAGAGUUUGGGUGAGGGGGAGAGGGAGAAGGCGAGGACGUAUGUGAAGAUGAAGGAUGAGAAGAUGCCGAAGGGGAGGUGGAAUCAUGAUGACCAGAGACACCUGUGCGGCGCGUAUAGGGAUAACCGCGUCGUGCCUUACGAAGGCGUCGUCGUGGCCUCGCUGGGCGCGGAGCAGAGGGAGCUUGUGAGGAAGAUACUGGGACAGUAUUUAUUGUAUCUGCCGGAGAAGUCGCGCGAGCUCAAGCUGGAGGAUUGCGAGGAAUGGUUCGGCGAGACGUAUUUCAGCUGGAUCGGCGGGUACGCCGACGACGACCCGUUUUACUAUCGGAUACAGAGCCCCGUCGUCAUCGUCGAGUUCGAUCACCACUCCGGCGUAUUUCUGGCCAAUUCGGAGCCAGCUAAGUUUCACAUACAUACGUUGCUGCGGACGCCGAAUGCGGGCGAUUAUGGGUUUGCGCUGAGGAGGCAGAUCGGGGCUAGUGUUGCGCAGGAGUAUGUGUGGGAGGGCUAACUUGGGUGAGUGUGUCUGCUGCUGGCUAGCUAAAGCAGAGUUGGAUAUUGUAUAUGCUUCACUUCAACAUGUGUGCAUACCUUACAUAGUCACGAUAGCGUUGGCGAUGUAUAAACCCUAGUACAGGAACUAUGUCUGUUUUCGGUGUCGCUUUUGACAUCAUGGGCGCGAUGGCUUCGGCUGUCGGUUAGCUGAACUAAGUCCUCAUAGAAUCUAAAACAUCGUAACUUCAAAUUUUGGUGGUUGAACCACAUUAGCAUGUCAACAUCCCGAGAAAUUCUGCAUUUACUUAAGUCCCACAUAAAUUUCGUGUGUUUCCGUUGUUGCGCUAUACAUAUCUCGACCUUUCUCAACUCUUCAUUUAGGCUUGGGAGCAUCUAAUGAAGACAUAUCACCCAACAAUAUCGUCGUUGUAUCCGAUUUCUCGCUUAUAAAAGUAACAAUCCAUAGCCAGUAAACCCUACGCGAUUCAACAAUUACUAAGUCCAAGCAUCAAGCAUCAAGCAUCAAAACCCACAAUCACAAGCCAAAAACCCACAACCUUCAACCCAUGCCCCUUUCCCC